GUCGUUUUCUGGCUUGGUAGUCGUGCCAGACGAUCAUCUGCUGUGUGACACGCGUUUCAUAACGCAGAUAAAAGAAAGAUACUGAAAACACUCGUGUUCCAAAUGGCUAUGCUGGUGAAGGAUGUACAUCUACCCGCAUCACCAACGCAAGAACUUAAUUUGCCAAAGCACAAGGAGUACUUGGCAAGCUAUGGAACUAAGAAAGAUGAUUAUGAGUACUGCAUCACGGAGCAUCUGCGAAUGAGCGGUAUCUACUGGGGCCUGACAGCCAUGGACCUAAUGGGUGCCCUGGACUCCUUUGAUAGGGCAGAGAUAAUUGAGUUUGUGAAACAGUGCCAGUAUUCCUGUGGGGGCUUUGGGGCCAGCAUUCAUCAUGACCCUCAUCUCCUGUACACAUUGAGUGCUGUUCAGAUAUUAUCAACAUUUGAUGCACUGAAUACCAUUGACAUUGACAAAACCGUAAGCUAUGUCAAGGAACUUCAGCAGGAAGACGGCAGUUUUUAUGGCGACAAAUGGGGUGAAGUUGACACUAGGUUUUCUUUCUGUGCUGUAGCGUGUCUAGCACUUCUGAACAAACUACAUGCUAUCAACAUAGAAAAGGCAGUUGAAUUUGUAGUGUCCUGCAUGAACUUCGACGGUGGUUUCGGCUGCAGGCCAGGCUCAGAAACACAUUCAGGCCAGAUAUAUUGCUGCCUUGGAACCCUGUCCAUACUUGGUCGGCUUCACCAUAUUAAUGCAGACCUUCUUGGUUGGUGGUUAUGUGAAAGGCAACUUCCAUCUGGAGGUCUCAAUGGUCGGCCUGAGAAGCUCCCAGAUGUGUGCUACUCAUGGUGGGUGCUUGCCUCGCUGAAGAUCAUUGGCAGGCUGCACUGGAUAGACAAGGAGAAACUUCAGAACUUCAUACUCGCUUCUCAGGAUGAAGAAACUGGUGGCUUCGGGGACCGACCGGGAGACAUGGUGGACCCAUUCCAUACAUUGUUCGGCUUGGCCGGUCUGUCUUUGCUAGGAGAUGAGAGACUCAAGCCUGUGAACCCAGUCUUCUGCAUGUCCGAAGAGGUUGUAGCGAGGCUGGGUGUGAGACACCAAUUAUUAUCCUUGUGAUAUGGGUGCAGUUGCUCGAGUUACCAAGUCAUUUUUAGAUUUCGUUGUAGUAAGUCAUUCAUAUUCACCUUGCUGUUACAAGCAGCUUUUUGUUGCUAGGGCCUAACAAGGAAAAUGCAGUGCCUAAUGCAUUGCCUAUUGGGUGAAGAAAGUUAAUAUGGUUGUUGUACUGAUGGUCGGAGUUUUCUGUUUUUGCAGAAAUCGUAGACUGCUGUCUGUCGCUAUAUUUGGGCAAUUUAGAUUUCAUUUAUUGUGUCUAUCAUUUUUAUUAUGUUAGUGGAAAGUUACCUGUCGUUUGAUAAGAAAUGGUAUUUUAUUAUGUACAUGCUGUGUUACAAAUGUUCUUUGUUCCAACUGAACGAACAAUACUUGUUCACAGAAUUAGAAUGUGGUACAGUGUUUAUUGAACCAAGGGUAAAAGCAGCUUUCGCACAAUUUAACACCCCCAUAAGCUUUCUUUUGGUCCUCACAUCGCAGGUACACCUUCACUAGCUCCAGCAUAGAACAUUUCAGUGUCAAAAUACUUGCUCUACUGAAAGCAUUUGUAAUGUCUCGCCAUGUUGCAUAUUAAUGUAAUGAAAUGCUGCAAGAACUAAAUUUGAAUAAGGAAAUGCUCUGAAAUUUGACCUGUGUACUCUUUCUCUGCUUCUGAAGCUGGAAUCAGCCUGAGCCUCCCCCCCCCCCCCCCCCCCUAAUAAAGAAAGAAAGAAAAUUUGUUGUUGGCAUCAUUAGACUUAGGUAAAGCUUUGAAGGGACAAAGUCCCUAGCAAUGUUUGAAAAGGUUUGUGCUGUGUUAGAUUUUUGCACUCCUGACGAGCUUCAUGUUACCUCUUGUGUGCAAUUUUCCAAAUGUUUUGCAUUGAAUUCAAUCUCUUCUUUCUCAGUGGUCAGAAAAUUAAACUGUUAUAUAGUGUAGACCGCUUAUAACGUAAGUCGCCGGGGUCGCGAAUGUCCGCACUAUAAGCGGUACCGCACUAUAACCAAAGCAACAAUUUUCAAGGCCCGCACAUAUGCAAAACAUCUGCACCGAGCCGCCUCGCGUAUGUGACAGUCGAGGAAUGCGGCUAGAACGUUUGCAUUCAAUUUACAGUCGAAUCUCGUUAAUUCGAACCAAAUCACACGGCGGCGCCUCCCACCGGCAUUGCUCCGGCACCGUCAUAGAGUAAAAGCUUAGGGGAGACCCCUCAAUGUCACGCGCGGACGAAACAAAAAGAAAAAAAAAGCGCAGCAGAAAUUUUACCCUCUCUCAAAUGGCAAGGUCGCCGAUACUGCGUUGCGCCGGAACAUGCGUGUACGUGCAGACGUCUCAGCCACGCUACCGUAGCCACGUGUAUGAACCCUUCUUUCUCCUUUACGAAGUAGCUUCCUCUACUUUCUAGUCACGUGUUAACCUUGCACGCUGCGGCUACGGCGCAGAGGGAAGCAGCGGCGCUGUCCCAGGCCGGCCAACGUAACUGCCCACGCCGGUAAACUCUGCUUUCCGAUAACGGCAGAAAACGAAAGUUCGGGGAGCUGGCGCCGGGCCGGCUGGAGCGGCGGCGCCUGCACGGCGGCGAGCGCGCACGGUGACAGUCGAAAGUGAGGGAGCUACGAGGAAGGGCAAGGGGAGCCACCGAAGUGGCGGAGUUGCCGAGGCGAAAUCCGCUUCCCUGCCGCCCUCCUCCCUCACAUUCCACGGUCUCCACGUGCGCCCUUUGCCGUGAUGUGCCGGCGCCGCCCGCUCCCUGAAGUUUCGUUUACUGCCGUUAUCGUGAAGCGAGCGUUGGCCCGCGUUGGCAGUUUCGUGGCGCUCGCUCGCUAUGCGCGCUGUGAUAUUUCACGACUCGCACUCAAGAUUCUGGUUUCAGCUCACAGGCUGUUCGUUCGCACCACGUGCCCUUCUCCUCCACUUUGUCUCUCUUUCUUCCUCGAGCACUCCUUGGGGCGCCUGUUUGAGGGGAGCGUUUGCCGUCUCCACUGACUUCCGUACUACCAGGCAGCCGCACUGUAACCGGUGUUUUGUUUCCCGCAACUGCACUAUAAGCGAUACGUAUAUACAUGGAGUGCUAUGGGAAAAUUAACGGGAGUCUGAAAAGACCGCACUAUAUCCGGUCCUGCACUAUAAGCGGUUACGUUAUAAGUGGUCUAUACUGUAUACAUAGCCUCUAACCAGCCACCAACAUUGUCAGUGAGCAACGGUAACAGGAGUCUUCAGUUCAUGCCUAUAUAACAGUUGUUCAUUGAUUAUUAUUCUGCCAUUUUGCAAUUAAAGAGAUACUAAAGAUGAUUUUAUACUUUACUUGCUUUCAAAAAAUGUGAAUCCAGGUACUCUGCACCAUGUUUAGAUGCUUUUGCGCUCAUUUUGGGGUAUCUUUCAACCAAAACGCAGCUAUUUUCAACCAAAACGCUCGUUGAAAAUAGCUUGUCUGUAUUUCCCAUGGUCCCGAUAAUGUCUCUUCUAUUCCUGCAAAUUAAAGGUUUGGAUCCCAGCAGGACAAUACAUUCUUUAACUACCGUACUUACUCAAUUCUAAUGCGCCCUCAAUUGUAAUGUGCACCUUCUUUUCAUGUCCAAAAAUGAUUAAUGCUUUUGAUUGUUCGCUCACCAGUUUUUCUUGCUAAGAGAGAAAGCAUAAUGGCGAUUUGGUCUGACUUGGAAAAAGAAAGUUAAUUGCAUCCCAUCUACAGUGGACCGGCCAUCACUUAAAGGGACUGACAUGCUGGCUAGAAUGUGUUGUGAGACGUUGAUGGAAAUGAAAUGACCAUGAUAAAAUCCAGCAUGCUGCUUGCGAUUUAAGUGGGAAUUAUAAUUUUAAAUUGGCAAAGCAAGUCUAAAAACCCAGUAAGUGGUGUGGCCUGGCGGUGAAGUCUUGGUACUUUGGAUGUAGUAUAUAUGAGAUUACUGUACGUAAGUCGGCUGGUAUGGAGUACAGCAUACUUAUUGCUUAAAAUUGCAGUUUGUAUAUUGUUAGGCUUUUGCGCUGUAUUCUAUGCGUAUUAGAAAGUAAAAAAAGGGCACGCUAACGAGUGGAGCUUUUUGUAAUCUGAUUGUAUGUGCGACGCGAAUUGUGUAAUGCUUUCUGGAAGCCACGCGGGCACCAGCGAUUACUCUGGAACCUUCGGCGAGUCAUGUAUAAAAGCCGACGCGCUUGACCUGCAGAUCAGAUUUUCGCCGAUCGCCGACUCUGCUCGCCGUUAUCGUUGUGCUUGAGUGUUACUUGUUUUGCAGUGCUUUGCUCUGUCUGCAACGUGCCGCACGAGGCAGAUUCUAAGCGAGGCAGAUUACAAGAAGCUUUCAUGACAACAGCCAAUGGCUAGAACUAUCGAUAAUAUUCGAGAAACUUCUGAUACAUGCAGGUGCGUCGUGCGGCGAGGGAUAAUGUUUAACAUUUGCUGGCCGUGAAUUGUGUCUGGAAGCAUGCAGGAAAAAUUCACCGACGGUUACGGUACUCCCUGAUGCGAAAUUUGAGCGCAGUCAUUUAGUGAUUUAUUGGCUGGCGCGGACAAUCUGUCUCAUGCGGCACGUUGCAGAUGGAGCGAAGCGUUGCAAAACAAGUAACACUCAAGCACAACGAUACCAGCGAGCAGAGCCAGUGAUUUUCGAAAAUCUGAUAUGCGGGUCAAGCGCGUCAGCUUUUAUACAUGACUCGUCGAAGGUUCCAGAGUAAUCGCUGGUGCCCGCGUGGCUUCCAGAAAGCACUACACAAUUCGCAUCGCGCAUACAAUCAGAUUAAAAAAAGAUUUCAUGACAACAGCCAACGAAUAGAACUAUCGAUAACAUUAGAGAAACUUCUGAUACAUGCAGGCAUGUCGUGCGUCGAGGGAUAAUGUUUAACAUUUGUUAGCCGAUGAAACGCAGUGACCGAAGAAAGAUAAAGAAGUGAACAGAUGGACACGCGGUACUUUGGUGCCAUCUCAUAUAGCGAUUGUCGGCACCACGCUUUUCUCUUUCAUCCUUCGCUGUUGUGCUUGUUCGCUCAGUUACGCCACCAAUGCUCGCCACAGGAACGGAUUAAGAGCUGCGCUCUAAAAUAUGACUGUCAUCACGAGGCGCACAAUUCUAUUAAUUUUAAAGAUGUGUCUGUAGGUCAGUGCAUUCUAAAAAGAGUCACACAGAUGCUCAUGCAAAUUGAAAGAUUUGUCAGCACUCUUCUGUGAAUGCUUGCAAUACAAAACAGCAUGGUUUCCCUUAUGUUUGAUGCGAUUGUCCUGAAUUCAGGAAGCAUGUCUUAAUAACUUCUCGAGUACACAUGCAAUUUUAGGGGAACCUCUACUAGCCUUUUAAAACAACUGAUGGAACAGUGGAAGGACAUGUUUUGCGUGAUCUCAGCCUUGGAACAGUGCUGUGGAAUGUUAGUGCAAUCAUAGUUACUAUGGGUGUACUCACGUUUCAGAACACCGUCUGGCAUCACUGGCAAAGGGUUCAGAAAGUUUCUGCAGAGUGUACUAGAUGCCUUUAUGUGGUAAACAGCAGAGACUUAUGGUACAUUUGACUGGUUGACUUUGUAAUUUGACAAGCAGUGAUGUGGAGCCUACUCGGGAUCACAGGCAGUGAAAUCCUACCUGAGCCGAACAUUCAAUCACUUAAUGGACAUCAUGGAAAUAACUUCAUUGGGUGUUUCCGAGCAUUCUUUUCAAAUAAUAUUUGAACAAGAAUGUUUGGUCUUGUAUUUCACUGUAUGCUUCCUUUUUCUUUUGUUUUUUGUGAUGGCAUGUUUCUACAAGACAAAGGUGAAUAACUGCCAAAAUGUAAUACUUUGUUUCCCACUUCAGUCCACCAUCACAAGUUUUAGCUACUAUCACCUUCAUUUGAUAGCAUAAACAGCCUUGCACAAACCCUUCAAGCACACUUUUUUGUUGAAAUGCUGUGUUGUGCACAUUCUUUGUGAUGUUUUUGUUUUACCAUAUAUAGUGAUUUAUCUUGUGGUUUGCCAUUACUUUAUGAAACUUGCAUAUGUUAUAGACUGAAAAGAGAGCAACUAGCAGUGUGUGCUACUGGAGUGUUAGGAUGACUUUUUAAGGUAAACAAAAUUUUGUGGUUCUGUUCUGUAGUGUGGAUUUGGGGGACACAUUGGUGAUCUGCUUUUACAGCAAAGUUGUUAAGAGAAGUUCCCCAAUGGUUUUCAUGCGGCGGCAGUGAAGGUCAGCGUGUGACGGCGUGGUCAAUACCAAAUGUCAAUCAAAAAACAGCCGAACACGCAGACUGCAUCAAAACCCCGAAUUUGCUGUGAAACAGAAUUAUCGAGAGUUAUACAAUAGAAGUUACCUUGUGUAUGCCUCACUUAAAUAGACAACUUCUCACAGUUUAUCUUAGCCAGUAAUCUGCAAUUUUUUCUGAGGUCGCGUUUCAGCGGCUCCACAUUAGAGGUCAGCUAGGAGGGGCCCAAAUCCACAAACAUUUUGUGGGUAUCCUGUCUUGACCUUUUGACUAAGAUGAAUUUUAAUAUCUGUUUUUUUUAGUACAUUUGUGCCGUACUGCUUCUUAUGAUUUUAAAUUAAACACGCCGGUCUCUGUACAAAGUUCAUAUAUAGUGAAGGCCUGGGUGUAAUGAGGGCAUUGCAUUGGAUACAGUGAAGCGUUUGUGAAGUCUUGGGUAGAAUUCAGGCAGUCAAAAUAGACCCCUAGGUCUUCCGAAGGGUGGGAGAACUCCCUUAUGCAGCUUUGCUGUCUUUCAUGUAUGAGUUGCUUGGGUUGGCAAGCAUCUGCCAUGUUUUUUUAUAUAUAUAUAUAGCGCUUAUAUUUCUUGUGCUUUUCCCUGAGCAAGCCCACCAUUUUUGUUGUCUAACUAAGCACAGCUAUUUUUUGCUGGAUUGCUGUAAGACAUUAUUUCAAACCAUUUUUCAAACAUAAAACAAUGUUUUGUUAUGGAAUUGUCUCUGUAGAAACUCGGCCUGGUAUGUCAGCUUGCAUGUGGCUGGAGCAUUGAUGGCCCUUGAUAUUCUCAGUAUUUUUGCUGUGUGUGUGUUGCCUGUCACUGUUCACUGGAGAGGAAAGACUAGGCCACUCCAUUAAUGUUUUUACUGUCAUGAAGGAAAGUUGCAGAUGUAUGCUUGUUAACCGAUUUGUGUAAAAGCUUGGCUAUGGAAGAAAUGAUGUGGUCUCCCAUGACAAUAUAAAAGAAGUAAUGCAUGGCAAAGGAA
Molecule: messenger RNA, 7220 nt
Organism: Dermacentor silvarum
Lineage: Eukaryota; Metazoa; Arthropoda; Arachnida; Ixodida; Ixodidae
Gene: betaggt-II
Product: geranylgeranyl transferase type-2 subunit beta-like
Exons: 10
Coding region: 103-1101 (332 amino acids)
Biological process (GO): protein geranylgeranylation
Cellular component (GO): Rab-protein geranylgeranyltransferase complex
Molecular function (GO): Rab geranylgeranyltransferase activity
Source: RefSeq, a predicted model, not a curated record